Periconia digitata is the source of this 2470-nucleotide messenger RNA. NCBI's taxonomy places the organism in Eukaryota, Fungi, Ascomycota, Dothideomycetes, Pleosporales, Periconiaceae. The record is from the annotation of a GenBank genome assembly.
UAACAUCAUCAUGGAGAAGAUUCGUGUUAGCAAGGUGGAAAACGUCAAACUAUGGCGCAGAGGUCAACCUUACACGGGAGCAUUGCAUGUCAUGCCCCACCAUCUUGUCUUCAGUGCCUCCCCACCACCCACCACUUCCACAUCGGCGAAGCCGCAGCGAGCGAAAGAAGUAUGGAUAACAUAUCCUAUGAUCUCGCACUGCUCCCUACGACCCUCCCCGACCUCGCACAUGCAACCGACCCUCCGCCUUCGCUGUCGCGAUUUCACCUUCUACGGCUUCGAGUUCCAAGACGACAAACAAGCACGCGACGUUUACGAUAGCAUACGUUCGUUAUCAUGCAAACUAGGUCGCUUAGACAAGCUACAGGCUUUCAGUUACAAGCCAAAGUCCCCCGAAAACGAGCUCGACGGUUGGCAGAUCUACGAUCCUCGUCGGGAGUGGAAGCGCUUGGGCAUCAGCCCAAAAGACACCGAGAAGGGCUGGCGCAUAUCCGAGAUAAAUGUAGAAUACAAGUACUCACAAACAUACCCUGCCCUCAUCGUCGUUCCCACAAAGGUAUCCGAUAGUGUACUUAGAUACGCAGGAGAAUACCGCUCGCGGCAGCGAAUACCCGCUCUUGUAUACCGGCAUCCUGUGAACAACUGCUCCAUAACUCGCAGCUCUCAGCCGACACCGGGGAUCAGUGGUAAACGGAAUCCGCAGGAUGAAAGGCUUGUGGCUGCCAUUUUCGCAACCAACCGAGGAUGGCGAGCGUCACAAAACCCCGGAUCCACAACCACGGGUUCAACGCCGGAAUCGAGUAUGGUCAACUUGAACGAGUCAGCUGCCGAUAGUUCGUUCGUGGGAGUUGAUGAUACAGAGGCUGUCAACUCUGGGCGGAUCACCGCAGAUGAUCUCACAGGGUCGACAGAGACGGAUCCUGAGGCCCCCAAGAUCUAUGGUGCUCAACAGCGCAAUUUGAUCGUCGAUGCUAGACCUACUGUGAACGCGAUUGCUAUGCAAGCGAUCGGGUUAGGUUCAGAGGACAUGAAAUAUUACCCAAACGCAGAGAAGGCCUAUCUAGGAAUCGACAACAUACAUGUGAUGAGGAAAUCGCUCGAUCAGGUGGUCGAGGCUUUGAAAGACAGCGAUAUGGCAGAUCUACCACCUAACAGACAACUUCUUGCAAGCAGCAAAUGGACGAAGCAUAUCAGCAAUAUUUUGGAUGGCACGGCUCUCAUUGCUCGGACAGUAGGAAUAAUGCAUUCACACGUGCUGAUUCACUGUUCAGACGGUUGGGAUCGGACAAGCCAGCUCAGUGCCCUAAGUCAGAUAUGUCUGGACCCUUACUACCGGACUCUCGAAGGGUUCAUCGUUUUGAUUGAGAAAGACUGGCUGUCAUUCGGCCACAUGUUCCGCCAUCGAUCCGGGUUCCUCAGUAGUGAUAAAUGGUUCCAGAUUGAGAACGAGCGGAUAGAGCGAAAUCGCAACGCCUCUGGCGGCGGAGGCGGCUUUGGCGACGUGCUCCGAGGUGCUCGCGGACUCUGGAGUCGACCUAACGACUCUACAGAGUCCCUUGACCAGGAUACUAAUGGUACAGACAUACAGAACGCUUCCGACAUAACCUCGACGACUGACGCUGUCCACCCAACAUUAUCCUCCUCCAAGAUUGGGGCUGCCGAAGAGCAUCGCGAAACAAAAGUUAACGAGUUGUCACCUGUGUUUCACCAAUUCCUUGAUGCUACAUAUCAGCUUCUCUAUCAACAUCCCACCCGGUUUGAGUUCAAUGAACGCUUUCUGCGACGUUUAUUCUAUCACCUAUACUCUUGUCAAUACGGUACUUUCUUGUUUGAUAAUGAAAAAGAGCGCUCAGAAUCUCGAGCAGCAGAGCGGACUCGCUCCGUUUGGGAUUACUUCCUCUGCCGCAAGGAGGAAUUCUCUAACAAGAACUACGACCCUGUCGUCGACGACAGCAUCCGAGGCAAAGAACGCAUCAUCUUCCCCAAGAAGAAAGAAGCACGCUGGUGGUCCGAGUUCUUCGGCCGCUCCGACGAGGAAAUGAAUUCUCCAGCUCUAUCUCCUACAUACCCCAUCUCGCAAUCUCGCAGCCCACGACCUAGCCACAGCGGCACCUCGACGCCCAUCCCUCAGGAGCCCAUCGUCACGGGAACAGAGACAGCCGAGGGUGCUACGGGUGCGGGUACCACCGCGCAAAUUACCCCUAUGCCCCCCACACACGCCUUAUCCGGGGACAAUCCGUCUGCUGGGAAUAACGGCAACAACGGAAUGAAUGGUCCUUCACCAUUGGAUGCUGCCGCGGCGUUUAGUCGCGACUUGGGACAAAAUCUCAAAGCUGGCAUCGCCAAUCUCAAUCUCGGCAUCGGCGGCAACAGUAACAGCCAGCAUCGUCAGCGUGCUGCUGGUGACAAGAGUCGCAGCCGCAGUCGCAGUACGGAGCUUCGCAAAGAAGUCGAAGUCGAGAUGCAGUAG